GGCAGCAGGUGGGCGGGGUGCGGGCGGCGGCGCGGCCGGGGGCUGCCGGCUGCGCUCCGACCGGCGUGCGGGCGGCCGUCAUGGACUUCAACAUGAAGAAGCUGGCGUCGGAUGCGGGCAUCUUCUUCACCCGGGCGGUGCAGUUCACAGAGGAGAAAUUUGGGCAGGCCGAGAAGACCGAGCUCGAUGCCCACUUUGAAAACCUCCUGGCCCGGGCGGACAGCACCAAGAACUGGACAGAGCGGAUCCUGAGGCAGACGGAGGUGCUGCUGCAGCCCAACCCCAGUGCCCGGGUGGAGGAGUUCCUGUACGAGAAGCUGGACAGGAAGGUGCCCUCGCGCGUCACCAACGGGGAGCUGCUGGCCCAGUACAUGGCGGAGGCGGCCGGCGAGCUGGGCCCCACCACGCCCUACGGGAAGACCCUGAUCAAAGUGUCUGAAGCUGAGAAGCGCCUGGGAGCCGCCGAGCGGGACUUCAUCCACACAGCCUCCAUCAGCUUCCUCACGCCCCUGCGCAACUUCCUGGAAGGGGACUGGAAGAUCAUUGCGAAGGAGAGGCGGCUCCUUCAGAACCGGCGCCUGGACCUGGACGCCUGCAAGGCGCGGCUGAAGAAGGCCAAGGCUGCGGAGGCCAAAGCCACCACGGUGCCUGACUUUCAGGAGACUAGACCUCGUAAUUACAUUCUUUCGGCCAGCGCCUCUGCGCUUUGGAAUGACGAAGUAGACAAGGCUGAGCAGGAGCUCCGGGUGGCCCAGACCGAGUUUGACCGGCAGGCAGAAGUGACACGUCUCCUGCUGGAGGGCAUCAGCAGCACUCACGUGAACCACCUUCGUUGCCUCCACGAGUUUGUCAAGUCCCAGACGACCUACUACGCGCAGUGCUACCGCCACAUGCUGGACCUGCAGAAGCAGCUGGGCAGAUUUCCAGGCACCUUUGUGGGCACUACAGAGCCUGCCUCCCCACCCCUGAGCAGCACCUCGCCCACCACCGCCGCCGCCACUAUGCCCACAGUGCCCCAGGUGGCCAGCCUGGCUCCUGCGGGAGAAGCCCCACUGUGCCUGGAAGAGGUGGCGCCCCCUGCCAGCGGGACCCGCAAGGCCAGGGUGCUCUACGACUACGAGGCUGCCGACAGCAGUGAGCUGGCCCUGCUGGCCGAUGAGCUCAUCACUGUCUACAGCCUGCCUGGCAUGGACCCCGACUGGCUCAUUGGUGAAAGAGGCAACAAGAAGGGCAAAGUUCCCGUCACCUACUUGGAACUGCUCAGCUAAGCAGGCCUGCCACCUAGCUGGUCUGUUGGUGACAGCUGCUCAGGGUGGAGAUGAACCCCAUCCUGCCCAUGCACCAUCAUCUGGCUGUGAGGGACCCACGGCUGAAUGCCUGCCCCUCCGCCAGCCCUGCUUCUGAUGUGGCUCUGAAGCCCCGGCCAUGGCUGCACCCCCUGCGCACCCCAGUCCUCCCCGCCUCCCCCAAAGGUGGGAGGAGCACUGCUCGGCACCGCAGUGGGCCCAAGACCUGCUGGAGGCACCCUUGGCAUGGAGAGAGCACCUGCCUUUUAGUUGCCAAAGGCCGAGGGGCAGCAAGCAGGCAGGGCGCAUCCCUGAGGGGCAGGGCAGGGCUGGGCCGGGCCGCACUGCGGCCAGGCUAAAGCAGCGCUGCCUGGUGCUGCCCGUCCCCGCCAUGGAGCCCAGCCAAGGCGUGGCUGCUGCCUUCCACGCUCACUUUUUAACUGGUAUUUUUACUUCCACCUGUCUGCUUGCUCUCUAGCCAGUGGCGAAUAAAGCGUCCUUUGUGUG
Molecule: messenger RNA, 1793 nt
Organism: Dipodomys spectabilis (banner-tailed kangaroo rat)
Lineage: Eukaryota; Metazoa; Chordata; Mammalia; Rodentia; Heteromyidae
Gene: Sh3glb2
Product: SH3 domain containing GRB2 like, endophilin B2
Exons: 11
Coding region: 81-1268 (395 amino acids)
Biological process (GO): membrane organization
Cellular component (GO): cytoplasm; membrane
Molecular function (GO): protein binding
Source: RefSeq, a predicted model, not a curated record